UCUCUAUUCUUUCUCUCUCUCUCUCUCUCUCUCUCUCUCUCUCUAAAAAACCACUUUUUCUCCCUCUAAAAAAUUGGGAUCGUUAACGAAUUUGAGUUGAAAAUGUCGGAUUGUGUUUGUUGCAGACCGAUGAUUUCGAUAAAAUCGAUAGACAACAACAACAGCAGCAGCUUCGUAUCGCCCAGAAGACUCUCAAUUGGUGGCCAAUCUAUACGCCACUGCCGUGUCUUGAAUUCUAGGGUUUGUGGUGUUCGAAUUCGAGCUUCAAUGGUGGACUCUUACGAGAGCUCCUCAAACUUCGCUAAGCGUAUGGAAAAAGCUUGGUUAAUCUCUCAGCAACCAAGGCCCAUUGCUUGCUCUUCUUGUGAUUCAAACGGGCAUGUUGAAUGCAAAUGGUGUGGUGGUACAGGUUUCUUUAUUCUUGGCGACAACAUGCUUUGCCAAGUACCAUCCAGAAACAGCAGUUGUGUUAUUUGUGCUGGGAAGGGAUCAACAUGCUGUGCUGAUUGUAAGGGAACGGGCUUUCGUGCAAAGUGGUUGGGGGAGCCUCCUAUUUCUAAGUAGUAGUGCUAAUGCUUUUUGUUUUUGAGACCAUUAAAAGGCUUCUUUUACCAUUCUGAAUUUCUUUAUUUCAUUUAUGGAAUCCAGUUUUGUGGUCAAGUCUAUAAAUUCCACACUACCAAUUGCACCAUGUAUUCAUGAAUGCAUGACCUAAUGUUGUACUUUUUUCACAUCUGUGAAGUAAAAUGAAAUUUCAGUUACAAGCAUACAA
Messenger RNA from Camellia sinensis, 772 nucleotides. The record is from RefSeq and is a predicted model, not a curated record. Lineage: Eukaryota; Viridiplantae; Streptophyta; Magnoliopsida; Ericales; Theaceae.